This is a messenger RNA of Heteronotia binoei (common prickly gecko), 949 nucleotides long. RefSeq lists its product as uncharacterized. The transcript is spliced from 2 exons. The annotation marks the transcript as partial. Lineage: Eukaryota; Metazoa; Chordata; Lepidosauria; Squamata; Gekkonidae. The record is from RefSeq and is a predicted model, not a curated record.
AUGAGGGAAAAGCAGGAAGGCGAGGACCUGGGAUUGGAGAGGGAGAUAAAAAGAGAGCCUGUGAAGCUGGCUAAGGAGAAAGAGGAACAGAGCAGCAACAGGAGCAGGAGGAGCAGGAGCAGCAGCUGGAGCAGCAGGAGGAGAGGCAGUAAGAGCAGCAGCAGGAGCAGUAGGAGCAAAAGCAUUAGCAGGAGCAGCAACAGGAGCAGGAGGAGCAGGAGCAGCAGCUGGAGCAGCAGGAGGAGCAGAGGCAGUAAGAGAAGCAGCAGGAGCAGUAGGAGCAAAAGCAUUAGCAGGAGCAGCAAUAGGAGUAGGAGCAGCAGCUGGAGCAGCAGCAGGAGCAGCCGGAGCAGAGGCAGUAAGAGCAGCAGCAGGAGCAAAAGCAUUAGCAGGAGCAGCAAUAGGAGCAGGAGGAGCAGGAGUAGCAGCAGUAGGAGCAGGAGGAGCAGAGGCAGUAAGAGAAGCAGCAGGAGCAGUAGGAGCAAAAGCAUUAGCAGGAGCAGGAAAAGCAGGAGUAGCAGCUGGAGCAGGAGGAGCAGCAGGAGCAGAGGCAGUAAGAGCAGCAGCAGGAGCAGUAGGAGCAAAAGCAUUAGCAGGAGCAGCAAUAGGAGCAGGAGCAGCAGCAGGAGCAGGAGGAGCAGAGGCAGUAAGAGAAGCAGCAGGAGCAGUAGGAGCAAAAGCAUUAGCAGGAGCAGGAAAAGCAGGAGUAGCAGCUGGAGCAGGAGGAGCAGCAGGAGCAGAGGCAGUAAGAGCAGCAGCAGGAGCAAUAGGAGCAAAAGCAUUAGCAGGAGCAGCAAUAGGAGCAGCAGCAGCAGCAGGAGCAGGAGGAGCAGAGGCAGUAAGAGAAGCAGCAGGAGCAGUAGGAGCAAAAGCAUUAGCAGGAGCAGGAAAAGCAGGAGUAGCAGCUGGAGCAGCAGGAGCAGAGGCAGUAAGAGCAGCAGCAGGAGCA